Messenger RNA from Poecile atricapillus (Black-capped chickadee), 2719 nucleotides. RefSeq names its product sine oculis binding protein homolog (gene SOBP). Gene Ontology annotation, cellular component: nucleus. The transcript has 6 exons. The coding region runs from base 96 to 2717 and encodes 873 amino acids. The record is from RefSeq and is a predicted model, not a curated record. Gene Ontology annotation, biological process: animal organ development. Lineage: Eukaryota; Metazoa; Chordata; Aves; Passeriformes; Paridae.
GAGCCGCCGCCGCCCCCCCGCGCCCCUCCCGGCCCCCCCAGAGCACCAGCAGCCAUUUCAUCUCCACCACCACCACCACCAAGUAGGCGCAAAAAAUGGCAGAAAUGGAGAAAGAAGGGAGACCUCCCGAAAAUAAAAGGAGCAGGAAGCCGGCUCACCCGGUGAAGCGGGAGAUCAACGAGGAGAUGAAGAACUUUGCUGAAAACACUAUGAAUGAGCUCCUUGGCUGGUAUGGUUAUGAUAAGGUAGAACUGAAAGAUGGAGAAGAUAUUGAAUUCAGGAACUACUCAGCAGAUGGGGAAAGCCGCCAGCACAUUUCUGUUCUCAAAGAAAAUUCUUUGCCAAAACCAAAAUUACCUGAGGACAGUGUUAUUUCACCGUACAAUAUAAACCCAAGCUACCCAGGGCUUGCUACAGGAAAUGGACUAUCAGACUCACCAGCAGGGUCGAAGGAUCAUGGGAAUGUACCUAUUAUUGUCCCAUUAAUUCCACCACCUUUCAUAAAGCCACCAGCAGAAGAUGAUGUGUCAAAUGUACAAAUAAUGUGUGCCUGGUGCCAGAAAGUUGGAAUCAAGCGCUAUUCCCUGAGUAUGGGAAGUGAAGUGAAAUGCUUCUGCAGCGAGAAGUGCUUUGCAGCUUGCCGAAGAGCAUAUUUCAAGAGAAACAAGGCUAGAGAUGAAGAUGGACAUGCUGAAAAUUUUCCCCAGCAGCACUAUGCUAAGGAAACUCCAAGACUUGCCUUCAAGAAUAACUGCGAACUACUUGUAUGUGACUGGUGUAAGCACAUAAGACACACAAAAGAGUAUCUGGAUUUUGGGGACGGGGAAAGAAGGCUUCAGUUCUGCAGUGCAAAAUGUCUCAAUCAGUACAAAAUGGACAUUUUCUACAAAGAGACACAGGCCAAUCUUCCAGCUGGACUGUGCAGUACAUUACAUCCUCCAGUCGAAAAUAAAGCAGAAGGCACUGGGGUGCAGCUGCUUACUCCAGAUUCUUGGAAUAUACCGCUAGCAGAUGCUCGGAGAAAAGCCCCAUCCCCAGCGUCUGCAGCUGGCCAAAUUCAAGGCCCUGGACCAUCAGCGUCUACCACUGCCUCUCCGUCUGACACUGCCAACUGCUCUGUCACUAAAAUCCCCACGCCAGUUCCCAAACCUAUUCCCAUCAGUGAGAAUCCAAAUAUUCCACCAGUUUCUGUCCAGCCACCUGCUAGCAUUGUGCCUCCAAUUGGUGUCCCACCUCGCAGUCCUCCCAUGGUGAUGACAAACCGUGGGCCAGUUCCUCUGCCCAUAUUCAUGGAACAGCAAAUUAUGCAGCAAAUCCGUCCACCAUUUAUUCGUGGCCCACCUCACCAUGCCUCGAAUCCUAACAGCCCUCUGUCAAAUCCAAUGAUUCCUGGAAUCGGUCCCCCACCAGGUGGUCCCAGAAAUAUGGGUCCCACCUCUAGCCCCAUGCACAGGCCAAUGCUGUCCCCCCAUAUCCAUCCCCCUACAACACCUACCAUGCCUGGGAAUCCUCCUGGCUUGUUGCCGCCUCCCCCUCCCGGAGCUCCUUUGCCCAGUCUUCCCUUCCCCCCUGUCAGCAUGAUGCCAAAUGGUCCUAUGCCUAUGCCACAGAUGAUGAACUUUGGAUUGCCAUCCCUUGCCCCACUGGUGCCACCCCCAACUCUACUAGUGCCAUAUCCUGUCAUUGUCCCUUUGCCCGUUCCCAUCCCCAUCCCCAUCCCCAUCCCCCACAUCAACGACUCCAAACCCCCCAAUGGCUUCUCCAGCAACGGUGAAAGCUUCAUUCCGAGUACCUCCAGCGAGACGCCUGGGGCAAAGCCAACCAAUAGCUCUUCAUCCCCUCGAGAGUCAAAGCAAGGAUCAUCCAAAUCCUCUGACUCAUCACCGAGCUGCUCAGGCCAGUCCCUUAAUCAAGCUAAAGUGCUUCAGGAGCACAGUAAAAAUGAAGUUGUUGAUUUGACUGUCAGACCUAGUAGUCCAGUGAACAGUAAAUUUGGUUUCCCCAGUGUGCUGCAGGGUCCACAGGACGGUGUGAUAGACCUAACAGUAGGCCACCGGUCUAGGCUGCACAAUGUCAUCCACAGGGCUCUACACGCCCAAGUGAAAGUUGAACGUGAACCUAACAGUGUUGUAAAUUUGGCUUUUGGUAGCUCAGACAAAAGGAACUGCAGCGACUGCAGGGACAGCUGUAGCCCAGUUGACUCAAAAACGUUACCGUGCAGUGACGGAGCUCACUGCUGUCCCGUCUCCUUGGCCUCUGGCACGCCAGGACUGGAAGCUGGCGCAGCGGUGUGCAACGUCAUUGUGAAUGGCACAAAGAGCACGGAGGGUUCCAAGAACCCGGAGCCGCCCCAGGAGACGAAAAAGCCCCAGCCCCCGGAGGAGCUGGCGGUGAGCGAGCUGGAGUCUGUUAAGGAGAACAACUGUGCGUCAAACUGCCACCUUGAGGGAGAUGCUGGCAAGAAGACUGGGGAAGAGCCCCUGGCUGCGGGAGACAAACAGGACCCGAACCUUAACAAUCCAGCAGACGAGGACCAUGCAUAUGCUUUGAGGAUGCUGCCCAAGACAGGUUGUGUGAUCCAGCCUGUGCCAAAACCAGCAGAAAAGACUGCUAUUGCGCCGUGCAUUAUCUCAACGCCAAUACUCAGCACAGGGCCAGAGGAUCUGGAGCCACCAUUGAAAAGGAGGUGUCUCCGAAUUCGAAAUCAGAAUAAGUAAAG